This is a messenger RNA of Trifolium pratense (red clover), 4225 nucleotides long. RefSeq lists its product as uncharacterized. The transcript has 4 exons. Lineage: Eukaryota; Viridiplantae; Streptophyta; Magnoliopsida; Fabales; Fabaceae. The record is from RefSeq and is a predicted model, not a curated record. Bases 686 to 4111 code for a protein of 1141 amino acids.
ACUCUUGUUUAUCGACUCAGAUAUGUCAAUGUCUAGUUUUAGUUGAAGUGUCAAGUCCAACGUCACUCAUCACUAAACCGCCUAAUUUUAAUAUUUUUAUCGGUUGAGUUAGAAUUUAUGGACUGAAAAUAUAUCCAGCUCAAAAGAAAUGGAUCACGAUCCAGUGCGGUAUAUGAAUCACACAAUUAUACUUAUACAUAGUAGAUCUCAACCAUCCAUUUUAAAUCGACGGUUCAUAUUACUCUUAUUAAAAUCAAUACAAGUCAAUAUUAGAUCGGACAGUUCUAAUUAAAAGCAGCAUAGAGGAAAUCCUAUUCCGAAAGCAACAAUUUCUGGCGGAUACACCCGCCAAUAAGUGCAUUUGCAAUUUAAAAAAAAUAGCUGUUUGAUUUACUGACACGGUCUCUGCAUCGGUAUUACAAAAAAUAAUUAUACUUACUUUUGAUUUCCUGACAGCCAAAUCCGCCAGUAUGUGUCUCACUUCUGCCUUCUUCUAUAGUACUACAAGCUUCCCAGAUCUUAACAUGUAUUUCUCAAAUCUUCAAAACAACUAGUAUGAUUUACGGAUUCAUUUAUCUGAAGCUUUGAAAUUUGGAGUGUUAAGUGAUUCGAUUCCAUCGGUGUGAUUGGGAGUACAUUGUCUAAGUUUAAAGUUAAACAUUACUCUGCAAACCAAAUCUUAAUCAUGGAUCGUAGCUGGAUGUAUGAUAGAUAUUACAAUGGAAAGAGAGGGCAAGUUAAAGAAGUUUUUAAACUUGGGGUUCAAUUAUUUAUUGAUACCGUAAAACAGAGGCCCGUUGUCGUUAAGGAAGGGGGAAUUAGAUGUCCGUGUAUGGUUUGUCAAUGUAGACGUUUUUUCAGUGAAGAUGAAAUUAAGUUUCAUUUAUAUACUAAAGGAUUUCAACCUAAUUACUGGGUUUGGACAAGUCACGGUGAAUCAUUUUCCUCGGAUCGUUCACGUGUAGAUGUGAAUCAAGGUGGUUCAACUAGUGCUGGACCAGCAGUAUCAGUUGCACAAAAUUAUCAUGAGCAUUACCCCGUCAAUGAGAUGAAUAAUAUGAUAACUUAUGCUCUUGGUAUUAAUGUGGCGAACAAUGGGUCAGGAGAUGAAUAUGAAGUGGAUGAACUUCCGAAUGAUGAAGCUCAAAGACUUUUUAAUCUUUUGAAAGAGACAAGUAAACCGUUGUUUGAAGGUUCGGAAGACUCGAAGUUAACAAUGUGUGUUAGACUUUUAGGUAUAAAGUCUCAAUUUCUAGUCCCAGAAUUAGCUAUGGAUGAGAUGAUCAAAAUGAUGUUGGAUGUAACACCCAUCCCCGGUGAUUUGCCGCAAAGUUAUUAUGAAGUAAAACAGUUAGUGUCAAAGCUAGGACUAGGAGUUAAGAGAAUUGAUUGUUGUGUUAAUGGUUGUAUGUUGUUUUAUAAUAACGAAUUUGGUGUAAGUGAUGGUGAUUUGGCUGAAUGUAAAUUUUGUAAAGAACCAAGAUACUGCGAAACAAAAAAUUCUCAGUCAAGUAGCAAAAAACCAAUUCCAAGAAAGGUGAUGUUCUAUCUACCUAUAAUAUCAAGAUUACAAAGGUUGUAUGCAUCGUUGCAAACUGCUGGAAAAAUGACGUGGCAUUCUAAAAAUUAUGAAAAAAGAAAAAGUUCAGGUGAGUUGCGACAUCCUUCUGAUGGUCUAGCUUGGAAGCAUUUUGAUCAAGUUAAUCCUGAUUUUGCUUUAGAGCCACGAAAUGUACGGCUGGGAUUAUGCUCUUAUGGAUUUACUCAAGUAUCAACCCCCCCAUAUUCAUGUUGGCCAAUUAUUGUUACUCCAUACAAUCUUCCACCUGAAAUGUGUAUGUCAAAACCUUGCAUGUUUUUAGCUGCUGUAAUACCAGGGCCAUCUAGUCCAACUGUUGGUAUUGAUAUCUAUUUACAACCUUUGAUUGAUGAUUUGAAGAGGUUGUGGGAAGGUGUUGUGACAUAUGAUAUAAGUCGAAAACAAAAUUUUACUAUGAGGGCAGCUUUGAUGUGGACCAUUAAUGACUUUCCUUCUUAUGAGAUGUUGUCUGGAUGGGAGACAGAUGGUAAAUUGGCAUGUCCUGUUUGCAUGGAAGACACAAAAGCGUUCACCUUAAAAAACGGUGGAAAAGAUACAUGGUUUGACUCCCAUCGUCGGUUCCUUCCUUUUGAUCAUCCAUUUAGAAGAGAUAAAAAUGCAUUUGUUAAGGGUGAGAUUGAAACUAGAAAACCACCUCAAAAUUUGACAUCAGAACAAGUUUGGGACAAAGUGAAAGGUAUGCCAAAAGUAGAAAUAGUUGGUGGUGUUGCUUCUAAGCCGCGAGGUUACGGAGUAACGCACAAUUGGACAAAAAAAAGUAUUUUCUGGGAUCUUCCGUAUUGGAAAGACAACCUUUUACGUCACAACCUUGAUGUUAUGCAUGUUGAAAAGAAUGUUUUUGAAAAUAUAUUCAACAUCGUAAUGAAUGUCAAAGGAAAAACAAAAGAUAAUGACAAAGCUAGGAAAGACGUUGGGUUGUAUUGCAGACGUAAUGACCUGUUGUUAGUGGAGACAUCCAAUGGUAAAGUCCUAAAACCUCGUGCAAACUAUACUUUAUCAGUUGAUGAAGCAAAAUCAGUUUGUCAAUGGGUUGAAGAACUGAAGAUGCCAAACGGUUAUUCGUCAAAUUUGGCAAGAUGUGCUGAUGUUGAGAAUGGAAGGAUGCGUGGGAUGAAGAGUCAUGAUUGUCAUGUUUUUUUGCAGUCUUUACUUCCGAUUGCCUUUAGUUCUUUACAACCACAUGCAUUGAAUCCGCUGAUUGAACUUUGUCAAUUUUUAAAGAAUUUAUGUUCAGCAACAUUGAGAGAUGAUGAUCUUAUCAAGAUGGAAGGUGACAUUCCAAUGAUCUUGUGCAAGUUAGAGAGAAUAUUUCCUCCUGCGUUCUUUGAUUAUAUGGAGCAUCUUGUAGUGCAUCUUGCACAUGAAGCUAGACUUGGUGGACCUGUUCAAUAUAGAUGGAUAUACCCGUUUGAAAGGUUCAUGGGGGAUUCAAAAUGUUCCGUGAAAAAUAAAGCUAAAGUUGAAGCCUCAAUUUGUGCAUCUUACUUACACCGUGAAGCAAUUCACUUUUGUUCUCAUUAUUUCAAUGACACGUUGUCAGGAGGAAAUGGUCGGAAUGAAACUGAGAGUCAAAGUAUUAUUCACCCAUUAACCCUAUCAGUAUUCAACUUGUCUGGGCGUCAUGCUGGCAUGGAGAAAAUUUGUUUUCCUGGUAUUAAAGUAUUAAUGUCAGCACAUGUUCACGUGUUGAUUAACUGCACUGAAGUUCAGCCCUACUUAGAGUUAUUUCUAACAUCUGAGGAGAUAACUCCGGAACAAUCUUCUGCGAAAAUAAAUGAUUUUUUUCCAAGUUGGUUCAAAAAACACAUGUAUCGUCAAGCAGCAACCCCCAUGGUACAACACUUGAGAAACUUAUCUGAUGGCCCGAAGUCAAAUGUUAAACAAUGGCGCGCCUACUUGGUCAAUGGAUACAAAUUUCAUACACAUAGUUGGACCGAAGGAAAAGAAACAAUAAAUAGUGGAGUGUGUAUGAAAGGUGUGACUGAAAAUGGUAAAGAAGAUUUUUACGGUGUGAUUGAGAACAUAUUUGAAAUCUCAUACAACUACUUCGAUUCCAGGAAAGCAGUGGUGUUGUUUUAUUGUAAUUGGUUUGACCCAUCAAACAGAGGUACAAAGUAUAAUUCAAAGACUAACACUGUGGACAUAAACAUGAAUAGGAGAUAUCAAUUGUAUGAUCCAUUUGUUAUGGCCCACAAUGUCAGACAAGUUUACUAUGUCCCUUAUCCAUCAACAAAUGCUGACAAACAAGGUUGGUGUUCCGCAAUAACGAUAAAACCAAGGGGUCAAAUUGAAAAAGAUGAAAUAGAAAAAGACGAAGCAUAUCAGCUCGAUGAGAUGGCCAAUGUAGAUGAAGUGAUUGAAGCUGAACAUUUCAAUCGUCUUUGCGUCGGGCCAGGAGAAGCAGAAGAAGUACCUGAGGAUGGUGAUGUUGAUGAAGACGAUGAUGAUCAUGUGGAAGAUGAGGGUCAAGACGAUGAUGAAGAUUUAUCAGAUUGGGAUGACCAUAAUUAAUUAAGAAUAAUUUUGGAAUAUAUCUACUAUGUUUUGGAAUAUAUUUUGACUAUCAAUGUUUAAUAUAGCUAUUAAAGGCAUUCAAGAAUGCAUGUAAUAAUUGACUUCUGGCAA